UUCAGUACCGAUCAGUCGCUACACGCCAAAAUAAGAAAAAUCCCAAGGCGAGGAGGCGGUUAUAAAAUUCAACCAGUCUCGCCUCCUCUUCCUAUCUCACUCCUCGCUCUUAGCUUCCCCGCCAUGGCAACAUCCAUAGGAGCUCUCUCAAGAACCCUUUUCCUCAUCACAUUAAUCCUCGCCAUUUCCUUGUUCCUUGCACCGCACGGCGGCCAUGCCUUGAAGCUCCCGUUUCGGCCCACUGAUAUUCUUCCAUUGUUGCCACAGCAGCUCUCGCGCCCUAUCAUCAACUAUCUGCGCCAUGGGCGCAUUGCAGAGGACAACUUGCCCGUCUUCGUGGGCGCCGCUUCGGCCUCCGACACCGCCAAUAUUCAGUGGAAGGCGCCCUGCUUUGACCACAACUCUGCUUGGUUGGAGCUCCACAACAAGAGCGGCACUCCAUUUGGGGGCGGCGCUCUUCACAUCAAGGUAAGCAAGGCACACACCUGGUACUGUGAUGAUACUUAUCUGUUCGCCACUGCGUAUCGUGUGAAAUGGGAUUACUUCUUCUUAUCUCGUGAACAUAUCAUUGAAUUCGACCAAUGGAUUUCAAAAGCUGAGUUAGAAUACGUUAAAACCACUGGGGUUUCAACUUUUAUCACGGAUUUUGAUCUGUUAGGAGCCCUUCAUAUGCUAAGGGAAGUGUUUCCUUUGAUCACGAGCGAGGGAUGGAGUGAGAGGUCGAAUAUCAAUUUUCUCCAGAAACACAUGGAGGCUUCAUUCAUGAUACGUCCUAAGCGACGAUGGAUAUCAACUAAUAUUUCUACUGACGAUAUACAUUCUGGAGAUUUACUAGCCAUAUCGAGAUUUAGAGGCCGGCAGGGUGGUAUCCAGACUUUGGAGAAGUGGGUAACAGGUUCUUAUGCGGGUCAUAUCGCGGUUUGCCUGAAGGACGAGGGAGGAAAGCUAUGGGUGGGAGAAUCUGGGCGUGAGAAUGAUGAGGGAGAAGCUGUUAUUGCCAUCUUGCCUUGGGAGGAAUGGUGGGAAUUUGAGUUGAAAAAAGAUUACUCAAUUCCCAAUAUUGCAUUGCUCCCUCUUAGCCCAGAUAUUCGGGCCAAGUUUAAUGAGAGUGCCGCUUGGGAAUAUGCUAAAAGCAUGGAUGGAUUGCCUUAUAGUUAUCACAACUUAAUAUUUAGCUGGAUUGACACUUAUAAACUAAAUUACCCAGAACCCUUGGAUCCUCAUGUGAUGGCUUCUGCUGUGGCAAUUUGGAAUCAAGUACAGCCUGCAAAUGCGGCUAACGUGUGGAAUGAAGGCUUCAACAAGCGGCUUGGAACUGAGGGGCUUGGUUUCGCUGAAAUUCUUGACGAACUUCACCGGCGUGGAUCAUGUUUUGCACAAAUAUUGCCUAUUCCAGAGCAGGAUGAUUGGGUUUACUCUGAUGGCAAGUCUACAUCGUGUGCUGCUUUUGUUCUUGGAAUGUACAAGGAAGCAGGGCUGUUUGGUCCACUUGCAAACCUCAUUCAAGUUACAGAGUUCACUAUUAAAGAUGCAUACUCGUUGAGGUUUUUCGAGGAGGAUAAAAAUCGGUUACCAAAGUGGUGCAAUGAUCCGUACAAACUACUUCCCUUCUGUCAAAUUCUGGGAAAGUAUUUGAUGGAAUUGCCGGGUUACAAUAGCAUGGAACCCUACGCUCAUAUGAAUGAAAGGUGCCCGUCUAUGCCUCCAAAAUAUCACCGCCCAGUAGGUUGCUGAUCGAUCAUCAUAUCAAAGGCAUUAUAGUAAGUGCAGUAUUACAGUACCAUAUAUGGAUUCAUUCUUUCAUAUUUUCUCUUCAGAUCAGAUUAGUACAACACAGGAUUGUGAAGAAUGU
Messenger RNA from Ipomoea triloba (trilobed morning glory), 1852 nucleotides. RefSeq lists its product as uncharacterized. The record is from RefSeq and is a predicted model, not a curated record. The transcript is spliced from 5 exons. NCBI's taxonomy places the organism in Eukaryota, Viridiplantae, Streptophyta, Magnoliopsida, Solanales, Convolvulaceae. Bases 124 to 1734 code for a protein of 536 amino acids.